Messenger RNA from Colletes gigas, 1787 nucleotides. It is a transcript of the gene bora, whose product is annotated as protein aurora borealis. Gene Ontology annotation, cellular component: cytoplasm; nucleus. The record is from RefSeq and is a predicted model, not a curated record. The transcript is spliced from 7 exons. NCBI's taxonomy places the organism in Eukaryota, Metazoa, Arthropoda, Insecta, Hymenoptera, Colletidae. Gene Ontology annotation, biological process: regulation of mitotic nuclear division; activation of protein kinase activity; regulation of mitotic spindle organization. Bases 180 to 1787 code for a protein of 535 amino acids. Gene Ontology annotation, molecular function: protein kinase binding.
GUUAUGGCAAUGUAACGAGCUUAAAAUCGGUAUGCUCAAAAUACGGCAGGAGAGGCACAAUUUCAUAAAACAAAUUCGUGAACCAUCGAUAUUUCUUUUUCGCGGUGAUAGACGAAAGUUGAAAGAACGAGUUACGAAAAUAGAGUUUGAUUAAUCGGCGACACAGAAAUUAUUUUGGAAUGGAUGAAAUAAUGUGGUCAACUCCGAUAAAAAAUGGAAACAAAUGUGAUGGUCUACCAGUACAAAGUCCUGUAUCGUUUGAGACACCUGUGAAACAACGUGAUACGUAUUUAAGACAUGCACAGUAUCAAAGUAACAUGAGCAAUUUCACUGUUCUUCCGAGCCAUAUAACUCCGCCAUCUGGAUUAACAAAAUUUAUAGCAAGAAAUCCAUUUGAGACUGAUUUAACUAAUAGACUGCAUUUAUCUGUGAUUAGCCCAACCGUGUUUAGCAAGGAUACACAGGUUUCCAGUCCAUUCCAGCAACAUACAGACUUUACAUGGAGCGUGGACGAAUUGGCCAUGAUACAGCCAGCAAAAAUAGAAGAAUUUCCUACGCAACAGAUAAAUUGUAUAGAUCCAGAAACUGAGAUAAAAGCUCAAGCUGCCAUCGAUCGAUUUUUCAAGGAGAAUCAAAUUAUUCCCAGUCCGUGGGAACUAAAAAGAAAGAACAAUAGAAUAAAAGAAAAAGUAGAUACUCCCAAAAGAGCUUCUAGCAAUUUGCAUUCAGAGUCUUCCCGAUCAAAGAAAGAUGGUUGGUGUCAAACAGUAUUGUCGUUACCAUCGGAAUUGCCGCCGCACGUUGCAGAAGCGUUGAAACCAUAUUUUACAUUUAAUCAAGAACAAAACGUUGAAAGCGAUGAUGCAAAUUCGAGUAACAACUCAUUGAGACGAAAAUUAUUCUUUAAUAAUGACGAUUAUAUGGACAACGAAAACGAAACUUCCGUUUACUUAUCUCCUAUGCAAGUAAAUGGAUCUUUGGUACUGUCUUCUAGUCCUCCACAAAGUGGAAUGUUAAUUCACGGAACUCCGAUAAAGCAUUCGGAAAAUAUGAAUAACAAACACGAAACAUCUCAAAUUUUAAUUGGGAAUUUAUCACCUCCUAAUAUAUCUCCUAUAAAAACUGCAGAGAGUAACACGUUCGAUGAAAGUAUGAGAUCAAAAUCUCGUUCGGUUGCUCGAUUAGAUUUUACCACAGAGAUGAGCAUAGAUCAAUCUUCUUCGAUUCAUAAAGAAUAUUCCAAGGACCUCUCUCCAGAUGAGUCUCUGAACGAAAUCAAUGAACGAGUAAUAGAAAAUAAAAUGGAGAAAUUUGUGCAUUUUAAUAGUAAUUCCACGUGUGUUCAAAUCAAUGAUUUUUUAACAGAGACAAAAGUUAUAUCGAAGAGCUCGAAUCAUUCCAACCAGUAUCAGAAAACCGAAGCACCCGAAUAUCAUUUUAAACAACAUAAUACCGUUAACGUGUUCAAACAAUUAACUGAUUCUUGCAAGAUGCAUACAAACGAAAAUUGCAUACUGCAACAAACUAAUGGAACAUUAGGUAUCUCUGAUCAGCAAAGCGUUUCUAAUUCCGUACAAGAUACUGGUUAUCAGACGUGCAGUAUAAACAAUACAAUAAACAUUACCGAUAGUUACAACUGUACGCCUGUGAAACAAAAAGCAUAUUGGGGAGAUGAGAUUUUAUCGACCGACGACGACUUCCGCCUAUCCAAUUGGAAGGAAAACAUAAAGAAUAUAUUUAGCUCUACACCGUCAAGGACGAACAGGGAAUGGGAUAAUAAAAUAUAA